Messenger RNA from Onychostruthus taczanowskii (white-rumped snowfinch), 975 nucleotides. It is a transcript of the gene CENPP, whose product is annotated as centromere protein P. The record is from RefSeq and is a predicted model, not a curated record. Bases 98 to 961 code for a protein of 287 amino acids. The transcript has 9 exons. NCBI's taxonomy places the organism in Eukaryota, Metazoa, Chordata, Aves, Passeriformes, Passeridae. Gene Ontology annotation, biological process: CENP-A containing chromatin assembly. Gene Ontology annotation, cellular component: chromosome, centromeric region; nucleus.
CGGAACGCGCAGGUUCGGUUCUCAAACGCUCCCAGCUCCUCCUGGGGCAGCAUAAAGUCAAAUACUCGGAGCUGUAAACAGGCAGUGAUUCUGAGAAAUGGACGAGGGCGUUUUUCAAGCUUAUGAAGAGGAAAUCCAGGCACUGGAAGAAGAAAUUAGGCUGUUGACAGAAGAGUAUGAAGAUAUGCAACAAGAAUCCACCUUCUUUUCUGAUGAGGAGAUACUGAAGUCAAUAAAAUCGUUCCAAACAGAAACUCAGGGAAAAACCAAGGGACAUGAAUCUCCAUCAGACCUGAUAGCUCAGCUUGAAAGUCUAGAAACAGAUCUCUCAUUUUUAAUGGAAUUUACUGGCUUUCAUUUCACAAGUCAUUCCAAGAAAACAGUGGAAAAAACUCAAAACAGGACGGUGCAGAAGCACAGAUUAUCAGGGAGGUGUCACUCCCUGUCUUUUCAACUGGAAUUCCAGCUUCUUGAAAUGCAGAACAAUGAGAAAGUGUCUGCUGUUGUUAGUGAUCUCAGCAUUAUAAUGGAAUCCAGAGAAGAUUCAAAUGUGAGCAAGUUUGUGUCACGCACUGAAGAGCUUGGAGAUCUUCCAACAUUUUUCAGAAGCCUUUCAACCUAUGCUGAGUGGCAUGAACAUCGUAGAUGCACCUUCCACCAUUUCAAGGCCAAGUAUCCCGACGUCGUGACCCUUCCGGAAGGACUGCUGGGAGAUUUUAUAAUUCUGAGGAACCCCAACAUUUCUGGGUUUGAAUUGAUGAUUGUCUGGAGGAUCCACCUCGAUGAAGAAGGGACCACUACACCUGUCCUGGACCUGCUGCCCAAAGUACCAGAGCAAGUCCUGGAGCAGAGGAUGAGGAGCGUGGAGAGCAUCCCUGGCCGCUUCCGGAGCGCGCUCCGGCUCUUCGGGAUCGAGGCAGCCAUCGAGAACCUGAUCAAAGUGCUGGGCUCAGAAAAAUGAAUGCCAGCAUUACU